Molecule: messenger RNA, 2273 nt
Organism: Quercus robur (English oak)
Lineage: Eukaryota; Viridiplantae; Streptophyta; Magnoliopsida; Fagales; Fagaceae
Exons: 5
Coding region: 196-1863 (555 amino acids)
Biological process (GO): transmembrane transport
Cellular component (GO): membrane
Molecular function (GO): transmembrane transporter activity
Source: RefSeq, a predicted model, not a curated record
CACAUAUUCUUUUGCUGAGACAUAAAUGAUGUAAGAUGCAAAAGCUUCUCGAGUGAAAACUAGAUUAUCUGACUAACAAAAAAUAUAGGCAGCUACAUCAUCAAUAUCAUCGGCUACAGCACAAACAAAACACAAAGAUUUCAACAACAUUCUAGACAACACCACCGCUACUACCGUCAGCCUCAGCUGCCAUUGAUGGGUGCUGCAGAACCUGUGGAGGAGAAGAAGAGUGAUGGAGGUGAAGUGAAAGAAGAGAAUGAGGAGAAAGAAGAGGAGGAAAUGAAAGAUGUGGAGAAAGGUGAGGUGGGUUUUCAAGAACGUGUGGUUGAGAGCAAUAACCAUGGAGAAUUUCAGCUUUCAAGGAUGCAGAGGCUGAAUCCAUCAAACCCUUUAAGGAUUGUUAUUAACAGUGCCACCAGAGUUCCAACUACCUCUCCAUCUCAGCGUCCUUCUCAGCCUCCUCCUCCGCCGCCUGCUCAUGCUCAGCCUCCUGCUCAUGCUCAGCCUCGGUCUACACCAGCACCCACCCCACAACCGCCAUCAGUGACAACACUGAAUUCAAGAGCUUAUACAGACAGAUUAUCUCUGUUUCUGUUCCUUCUGCACAUGGUUGCUGCUGUUGGGUUAGUUUGUUUUCUUAUAUUCAAGGGAAUUCAAGGCCUAAUACAAGCGUCAGAUUCUAUUAAAACGAAAGAGAAAAGGGUGUUGCAGUUUUAUCUGCCACAAGUUGAAGCUGCAUCUUUUUUGAGCAUUACUCUUGCAUUGGCAUGGCAAAAGGCAGUCAGGGAAUGGCCUCUAUUUAUGGUUCAUUUCAUACUAUGGAGCUCUUUUGUAAUGUCCCUAUCUGCUGGAAUUCUCCUUAUUUGCUUCCAAAAACCUGCCACUGAAGGCAUUGGAGUCUGUUUUAUUGCCUUUGCAAUUGGCAAUGGAUUGUAUGCUUGUUGGGUCACAACGCGAAUUAAGUUUUGUUGUAAGAUCUUGAUGAAAGCACUUGAACCUGUUUCAAAAUUCCCUGGUUUGAGUCAACCUGUUUAUUGGAUGCUUGGGGCUGGAUUCUUGUGGAUGUCCCUAUGGAUUUUAGCUGUGAUUGGAGCUUUGAAUUUCUACUUUCCCCCAUUGAUCAUUAUUGCAUUGGUUUUGAGCUUGCUUUGGACUGCUGAAGUAAUGAGAAAUGUUGCUAAUCUAACAGUGAGUAGGGUAAUUUCUCUGUAUUAUCUCAGGGGAAUGCAAUCUAAUACUCAGUUCUGCUUCCAGAGGGCCAUGACUCUGAAUCUUGGUAGUGCUUGUCUAGGCUCUCUCUUUGUGCCUGCAAUUGAGUCCCUGAGAAUUGUUGCUCGGGGUUUGAAUUUGCUUGAGGGAGAAGAUGAGUUCAUGUUUUCUUGUGCACAUUGCUGUCUCAAUAUCAUGGAUUCCAUCUUCAGAUAUGGAAAUGGCUGGGCCUAUGUGCAGAUAGCUGUAUAUGGAAAAGGUUUUGUAAAGGCAUCACAAGACACUUGGAAACUCUUUCAGCAGCAAGAAAUGGAACGUAUUGUCGAUGCGGACAUAACCAGUGCAAUUUGCUUCCUAACAGGAGUCUGCAGCGGCUCCAUCUGUGUCAUAGUUGUGGCUGCUUGGACCGCCAGACUGUACCAAAAUUUCACAGCCACCAUUUCACUCCUUGCAUUCAUCAUUGGAUACCUCAUGACCAGGAUUGCCAUGGCAGUACCACAUGCCUGCGUGAGUAGCUAUUAUGCUUGCUAUGCAGAGAAUCCAGAAAACAGGCUGUUUGAUUCAACAAUAAAGGAUCGUCUUGGCAUGAUUAAAUCUGGCCGCGAUGUGGUUGUGCCCACACCUAGAGUGCCCCGCCGGUUUAAUGCAACAUAGCCUAAGCUCAAUUUCUCCUACAAGGUAUGAAAAUUAUUUGAGCAUCAUUUUGGUCAUACUAUCAAGAUGUACCAUAAUUUUGUUGCCCCCAAUUGGGGUGUUAGACUUGACCAAACCCAACCGAGCUUGAGCUAAAAUUUCCACAAACAAUGGUUGAGGUGGAGGUCUUCAUGACAAUGAUUUUGAAUGUGAAAGUUCAACCAUUAUCAGAUGUUUGGUCUUGGAAGGAGUGGGGAGAGCCCACUAAGAUUCCAAUAAACAAGAAGCUAUAAGACAAAUUGUCUUUUGGUCAUGUCCUUCGUAUAUAUAUUGGAUAUUCCAUUGUAAAAAGUCCCACCAUUAUUUUAUUACUCUUUAUCUUUCUUGGUUAAACCCAUAAUUGAUUUAUUUAUUUGUUUAACUUUAUCUAA